UUAAGCCGUUGUACAUUACCGAAUAAUACACUAGUGAACAGGGAGAAAGAGAGAGAUAAGGUAUUCUGGUAAUCGGUGAUUUGCAGGUCUUCCUGAAACACGACCUCUAUGUGAAGCUAUAUCAAUCAGGAGAUUUAGAAGCUGAGGAAACUAGCGAAAGCGGGGAAGUGUGUAACCUACCCACAUGUGUCAGCAGAUAGUGAGGCAAUGACUGCUAGUUAUGAAAGAAGAAAUUGAGUGGGCCACGAAGAAUCGUAAAGUGAUGCGUUAAGAGUGGCGGCCAUAUCCACAGCGUGUCGGUGACGAAGCCUUUCACGUGAGAUAGCACCGCAAUUUUGCCUCUCUCCCAAGCACACGUGUUUACUUCUCAGUAAAAUCUCGUCUAGUCUCUCGGACCUUGCAGGAAGCUCAACAAUCGAAGUGUUGUUGCAAUUUUCUUUUCGUCACGCACAUCACUUUGGACUUGAUCACUAGAAGUCGAGAAAGAUCAGAAAGAAAGUCGAGUAAGUUUUAGGGUGAGCUGAUAGAGAGGGAGACAGGGUUUUGAGCGAGGAGGUUUCGCGUUACAACGUGUGAGGAGAUGUCGCUCUUGACAUGUGAUGUGUGCGAUGCACACGAGGAGCAGCUCACAUCCGGCGAUCUCCAAGUGCUCACUCCCGGCACUUUACAAGCCUUUGGUCAGAAACGCAUAUUUUCGGGGCGAGUAGUCACUGUGAAGGUCUUCGAGGACAAUGUUCUGGUUCGCAGCACGCUGGAGGAGCCUGGGAAUGGGAGAAUCCUCGUUGUCGAAGGCGGCGGCAGCCUGAGAACCGCGCUUGUGGGAGGUAACGUUGCAAAGCUGGCCGAGACGAACGGCUGGGCGGGGCUUGUGAUUUUUGGGUGCGUCCGCGAUGUAGACGAGAUCAACGAGUGUGCCGUUGGGGUACGAGCUCUGGCUCCCUGUCCCGUGAAGAGCAAGAAGAACGGCGUCGGCGAGAAGAACGUCGUGGUGACCUUUUUGGGUGCCACUAUCCGACCCGGAGAUUUCUGCUGGGUCGACAACGAUGGCAUCCUCGUGUCGACGUCUGUAGCUCCAAGCAAUCUUUGAGCCCUUUUUAUUACACUCCUUGCAUCUCGCCACCGAAAAAAUAAAGCUAUGCGAAACUAUCCAUUGUGUGUGCUUUGUACCCAUCUGAAGCAGUUUCGACUGCUGUGCUUGCAGCCAUGGUUGAAGUCUCCCAGGGUCGAUUCCAUGCUUCAAACUAGAGCCUACCCAGUUCCGUUUUCAUGAAUUCAGUUGCUUCACUCAACACCCACUUCGGCGAAUCGGACACAUCUACGCUUGGGCCUCGACUCCGAAGAGAAUUCUGAGCGAUCCCUCGCAGUGUUUCGUGCAUGGUAGAAUCCACAUGCGGCGUAGAAUCCAAGGUGGGCACCAUUCAAAAAGUGCCAUUUCCUGCACUCGUCUUGGAAAUGGAUUUGAGGAAAUCAUCUGUAAAGGAUCCAUGUGAUAAAUUUUCAUUUUCAGGGAUUGGGCCUUA
Messenger RNA from Physcomitrium patens, 1520 nucleotides. RefSeq lists its product as uncharacterized. The record is from RefSeq and is a predicted model, not a curated record. Gene Ontology annotation, biological process: regulation of RNA metabolic process. Lineage: Eukaryota; Viridiplantae; Streptophyta; Bryopsida; Funariales; Funariaceae. Gene Ontology annotation, molecular function: ribonuclease inhibitor activity.